This is a messenger RNA of Brassica oleracea var. oleracea, 953 nucleotides long. Its product is annotated as transcription factor PRE5-like. The coding region runs from base 333 to 674 and encodes 113 amino acids. The transcript is spliced from 3 exons. Gene Ontology annotation, biological process: regulation of growth; regulation of DNA-templated transcription. Gene Ontology annotation, molecular function: protein dimerization activity. The record is from RefSeq and is a predicted model, not a curated record. NCBI's taxonomy places the organism in Eukaryota, Viridiplantae, Streptophyta, Magnoliopsida, Brassicales, Brassicaceae.
CAAUUUCUUUAUAUCUCCGAGAUUCUUUACACCCCGAAACACUUUCUUACAUUCCAGUUUUCUUCUCGUUGCUCUUUCUAUUUUCACACCUUUAACAAAAUAUAAAAUUUGUGGGAUAAACAUAAACCCUCUACUGGCUCUAUAGCCUCUCUCAUUUUCAGUAAUCUAAAAGUUUGUUAGUUAAUACAGCCUAUCUUUCUAUCUCUCCCUAUUUCCUCUCAAUCUCUUCUCUGUUGUCCAAUCUUAGAGAUAAAGUACACAGCUCAAGGGUCAUUUUCUUCCUACAUUGUAGUGUUACACACCUAAGGACCAAUUAAAAAUCUUACAAGAAAAUGUCUAAUAGAAUUAGAUCAAGACAAUCUUCAAGUGCUACGAGGAUCUCCGAUGAUCAGAUGAUCGACCUCGUUGGUAAGCUCCGUCAGUUUUUGCCGGAGAUUCGUGAACGGCGCCGUUCUGAUAAGGUGUCAGCAUCGAAGGUACUGCAAGAGACAUGCAACUACAUAAGAAAGCUGCAUAGAGAAGUUGACAAUCUCAGUGACUGUUUGUCGCUGCUCCUCGACUCCGUUGAUGAAGAUAGCCAAGAAGCUGCCGUCAUUAGAAACCUACUCAUUGGACAAGGGGAACAAUACCUUGACCAAGAUUGGAGAAAAUGUGAGAAGACUCCAACACGUUAAUAUCAUUAUUAGUCCCCGGCAAUCCAAAAUAUGCAUGCCAUAUCCAAAGAUCAUAAUCAGCCACAACUUCAAGAAUUAUAGUAGGUGAUCCACUACGACCAGCAUAUUGUCCAGCCCAAGCAGUAGGACAAUUUUUCCACUUCCAAUGCAUGCAAUCUAAGCUACCAAACAUUCCCGGAAAGCCUCGUUUUUCGCCAAUAUAAAGAAGUCUGGAAACGUCAUCAGGUGUUGGUGAUCGUAGGUAUUGGGCUGAGAAUAUCUCCACAAUAGCUCGACAAA